AUGCACAAAACAUCUUUUGGUGGUUCUUGUUCUUGUAAUUUCUGCACCCCGCAGACUCUGCAAACCCGCAGGCGGGGCCGGGGCGGUGUUUGCCCACGAGAACGCGUUCGCUCGGCCCCCCUGUGUGUGUGGGGGGCUUUUAAAGGUCACCCCGCUAUAAAGCACAGCGCUGCAGAGGAUGGAGAGCCCAGUGAGAGCCCUGGCACGGUGUCCGGCCCCGCUGUCCCGGACGGGACGAGGGUGCGGGGCGAUUCCCACGCGUGGCUCAAACGCUGGCACGGGCACCGACACGCUCCUGCCUGGACACCGACACGCUCCUGCCGGGCGAGGCGGCUCCCGGCCCGCCUGGGAGCCAGCAAAUGCUGCGCCAGCCAAACCCUCUCCCGCACGCCGCUCCCCCAGCGCCGCGGUGCCGCCCCGUUGCGAAGGAAGCGGCGUCGCCGGUUGCUACGAGGCCGGGGGGACGCGCAGAGCGGCGCGGCGGGGCCCGGCGCUGUUGGCGGUGCGGGCCCGGCGCUGACCCGGGCGCUGGAUGGAGCUCGGCGGGAAGGCCGGCGGGGCGGCGCGGGGGCAGCUCCUGGCCGGGGCCCCGCAGGAGCGUGCGGGAGGGCAGCGGAGCGUCCCUGUGUAUCCUUGCUGGGCCGGGCGUCUCUCGGGGCCGGCCGAGCCCUGCUGCGAAGGAGGGCCGGGGCUGCGUGGGGCCCGUGUGGGGCGGCGGCGGGGCCGGGCGGCGAUGGCCCGGCCUCCACCCUGCCCCGCGGUCAGGGACCGCCUCAGGGGUGUCUUCAAAUUGAAACUUGUGCGCUGAGCGGUUUUAUCUGCUCUGGGAAAAACUUCUCUAGCAAGGAUAGAGAUUUAAUAUUUCAUUUUGAACAAGAUUUACAAGAGGAACGUAGAGCAUUGAAAGAGGAUCAAAAAAUGCAUCGGAGCAAGGCAAUGAAAUAUUUGAUGGAGACAAACAGAAGAAGGAGAGCCUUUGAAGAAAGACAGAAGGAAGAAGAAGCAAAAGAACAAAGAUUUAGAGAACAAGUUCUGCAGCAGAGGAAAAUUAAAUUUCAGGAGGCAACUGCUAAGUUCCGGCAUGCUCAUCAGUCUUUGUCUCCACAUAAACAAACAGUCCAGACAAAUGCAGCUUUUCAGUUAGAAGAAGCUCUUGAACAAAUUAAAGGAUCAGUUUUAACACCAAACUUAAACAAAAUCAACUUCAGAACCACAGAUGACACUUCAUCCUCAUCAGCAUCUAGAAGAGAUUCUUUCCAUCAGAAGCAGAAUUCAGCAAUGUUUGGCAGUGAUGAAACAAUACAGGAGAGCAGCAGAACACACAUGGAUAGUCACCAAUUUCUCUUCCAGAAAAAUCUGAAAGAAAUACAACAGCUCCUUGAAAAACAGCAUCUCAACAGUUUGGAGAAUUUUCAUCAAGAAGUCAAAGAAACAGAUGAUUCAGAAAGCCUGAUGAGCCUUGACAGUCUUGAGGCUGGAGAACAAAAUGGAAAUUGCACAACACAGAGUGAAUCAUCUUUUACCACACAGUGUGACUGUGCCCUGUAUGAUCCAGAAAAAUGCCAGACUAGGAAUAAUGGUUUACUUCACACAGAUCAAAGUACUUCUAAAAAUGCACAUCUAAAUAAUUGUCUGAGAAAUGUAGAUUUGCUACACUACCACAACAUACCUAUUCAUGAUCUUUUAGCUAAAUAUAAUGUUCUAACUCCUGCUGAACAUGCAAACAUUUCAGAAGAGGAAUCAUCUGCUUCUCACAGAUCUAGAAAACAACCUGCAGAAUUCUCUACCUCUGGUAAGCAAAAGAGCUCUGUAAGUAAUGCAUUUAGUUUUCUGCAAAAUAGAAAAGACAGAAGCAAGCCAUCUUCUGGAACAGCUCGCACAUUUGCCACUGGUCAUCCUGUUUUCAAUCCUAUCAGAGCCUGGGACAGCCCUGAUUCUUUUCCAGGAGAAAAAAAUCAGGAUCCGAUGCAAGAUCAGAGCUUUAAAAUGACCCCACAGGAGAGAACUAAAUCUAUGCAAGCAUCCAGUCAACCUGUUGCAACAUCUGUAAUCUUAUUUCGUAAUCAGGGAUGUUCCACUGGCAUUCCCAGCACAGCUGAUGUGUUACCAAAGGACAAAAACAUCAGUACAGGCUUUUUAAAAAAUACCUUAGGAAAAAUGACUGAAACAAAAGAAGAAAAUAUUAAAUGUAUGAAUGAUAUUAUUUCAGAAACAUCUUUGUUUCAGGGCAUACCAAAUGCCUCCGUUCUGUUGGAAGUUAAGCAACAGAAUAAUAAAGGAGGAAAAGGAAAUAUAAUUGAAACUGUGUCACUUUUACCAGAUGCAGAGUUCAAUUCUGACACUCCUGCACAGAAAAAAAUCCUGAAAAAUAAUAUUCUUGAAAGAAAAAGAACAAAGUUAUUCACAAGUAUCUUAAAGAAGGAUUCUAAAUAUGAACCCAGUCAUUUUAAAGCUGCGGUUACAGACCAUGGGAUCAGUUUUGGAACUCAACGUAUGUCAUCUAUCAGAGACAGUUUAGAACUGGCAAAAAUAAAAAAGAAAACUGCAGAAAAUGAAAAAUGCAAUAGGAAGCUAAAAUGGUGUGAUCAAAUUGACCAGAUAAUAAUAGAAAAUAAUGAAAAAUGCUAUGAAAAAAGCAUCAGUGAAAUAUCUUCUUCACAGCUGCAGUGUAUUCAAACUGCAAAUAAUGCUCCUAAGAACAAUUUAAGUAUUGUUGCUCAGCCUUCAAGCCCCAUGUUCAUAAAAAAUCAUCAGGAAAAUUCUCAUAAAUCAAAACCAAAUGUUAAUACUGAAAAAUCAAAUAAAGAAUACCCAUCUCAAUAUAUAUUUACACCUACAGGAUCCUUUUCUGCGAGGAAAGCUUGGAUGGUAUCAAAAGAUGAAGCAAGUAAACCCCCAGUAUGUAGCAAUAAUCCUAAAAUUAAAGAAGGUGGUCAACUCAAAAAUAAGGCAAAACUAGCCAGUAGAGCAACAUCUGUAAGAGUCCAGUCACGUUUUAUGCCCAAGAAGAGAAGAGGCACCAUGAUCCAACUGCAGUCAGCCACUGAAGCCAACAAAACUCACAAAGCUCCAGGGAAAUAUCUCACACCUCACCCACCUUCCACACCUCUGCCGGGAGACAGAAGUGUUGAAAACACAGCCAGCCCUGGGUGUCAGUCACAGCCGCCUGCCAGCCUGCAAGCUACCAGUGCUAGCAACAGGGAUUUCACUGACAGGCAUGUUGUGCUAGCAAGUCAGGUUUUAAACAGGAACAGUGCAGAAAACAGUGAGAAGGCUGCUGGUUGUGCUGGGUUGGUCACUGCCAUCUCUACACCUGACUGCAGCACGGCCAACUACAAAUCUUGGGCAAAAAAUACUUGUUCUGUAAAUAAUGUUCAGGCUAGCGCCUAUCAAGAUAAUUCAGUAACUUGCUCUGAGAAAAGACCUGUUAACACAGAAAAUGGAUUACAUCUCUAUCAUAUCCCAGCAGCUGGAAAAACAAGCACCUUCUGGCACAGAGCACAUUCUACCCAAGCUCCAAAAGACUCUGCUACUGGUGGUGUUCCUGUUACAAGACAAAAUCAGGUUUUUGACAACUAUGAAAAUAAACACCAAGCUUUUUCGGAAUGCAGAAGACAAAAUGUUGUCUCUAAAAUAUGGAAGCCUGCUCAUCAUGCACAGAAUUCCUUAUGUGCUCUCCAGCUGAGUCCCAUUCAGUCUGCCUUUGAUCCAGUACAAAAGAUGAAAAACACCUCUAAAUCUGAGGAAGUUUCAGAAAGCACUGCUCAGUUUCUGGUGGCAGAAAAGCUAGCAAGUACACCAGUUGCAGAGAGUAAAAUCCUGGCAGUCAUGGACCAUAUGAAGCCAGCCAGCCAGCCCUCACUGCUUAAAAGGGCUCUGUGUCCAGGCAGGAGUGCUCUUUCCAUAGAAGAACAGAAGAUCUUCCAGUCUCUGGAUUGUCUGAAUAAAAAGCUACAAAAUGUUCAAGAAGCCAUUAUCAGAAACUCAUUUGCUUCACAUGUUUUGCAGUAA
Sturnus vulgaris (Common starling) is the source of this 4011-nucleotide messenger RNA. NCBI's taxonomy places the organism in Eukaryota, Metazoa, Chordata, Aves, Passeriformes, Sturnidae. The record is from RefSeq and is a predicted model, not a curated record.